Molecule: messenger RNA, 1476 nt
Organism: Protopolystoma xenopodis
Lineage: Eukaryota; Metazoa; Platyhelminthes; Monogenea; Polystomatidea; Polystomatidae
Source: the annotation of a GenBank genome assembly
AUGAACACCAAUCUAGAGGCGAAUUUCUCGCUACGAAGCCAAAACAGGGCCCGAUUCACUCGGUUUGUGCGUACAGUUCGGCUCAGCAGUGAAGCAUCCAUUUCGUUGUCAACCGCCGCGACCGAGGCCGGGUACAAGCUGCGCCCCGGCGGCAGUCCGAUCAGUCAACUGGGCUUCGACGAACCGCCCGCAAUCCUCGCCACCGGCACAGCCCAAGGCGGCGGACUCGAGCCAGCAGGCGCUCUGAUCGACUCGUCCCGUUCCAACAGCAACAGUCCGCAAAAGCCGCGUCCUGAUCGUCAAUCCCCGCGGCGGUCAAGGGUGGCAACAGAACUGCAAGCCGGCGAAGCAAGCAGUUCACCCAAUGCCUGCAUUUCCAGUCUCUCCGCCAGGAUUGAGAGGAAAAAGAGCAACGAACCCAAGUUCUCAGGACCCCUUGCCAAUGACGACGGCGUCCACGGCGACGGCGAAUCCAUGCCAGUCGCCUUUCUACGACGAAAAUCCUCGCUCUUCCGCGAUGCCGAUUUGCGGACCUUGACGACGCGACUGUACGCCGAGCUGAGGCGUAGCUCAAUGGCCGUGACCAGAAGCCGAGUCGAGUGUAUGGCCAAUGAGCAACUGAACGAAGUGCUAACUGUUGGCGUCCACGAGUCGAAUGCCAACGCCCAGCGGUAUCCGAACAAAGUGAUGCCGACCUCCUGGUUGACGGCCUCGGCGUCCGGCCACGAGAAGACGAGCCAACAGACGGACGAGCCAACGCAACGAAUUGAAGCCAGUCAACGUGACACCAACUCUGGCGGUCUUGACAAAAGAACUCUGGUCAGGGGUCAAGACAAGCGACGACGAACGCUGCGCAACAUGGAGACGGCCAAAUAUCGUGUCCUGGCGGCGGAGAUGGCGCACAAAAUGGUGGUACAUCGAGCCGCCGUGUCCACCGACAAGCUGGGCCUCGUGGGCAACGCGACUGGCGGGUUUGCCGAUGGGCCGGGCCCAGGAUCGGGAUCGGGAUCGGGCUCGGGAUCGGGAUCGAGACCAGGACCGGGUUCGCCACCGUCAUCGGCCGCGGUCAGCAUCAUGAAACGCCGAUUCACUUCGGUCAUCCCGGAGGCCUUCACGACCGGCUCCAGGACGAAUCUGCUCUCGGGGAUGCGGAUAUCGGGCGGUACCGAAGAGCGCCACGAAAUGGGGCCGAACGGCAGCAUCAACAUGUCCACCGCCCCCACCGCCCUGACCAGCCUGAUGACCGGAAAUGUGGCCGGAGCAGUGGCCCAGACGGCCGCAAUCACCAUGGCCCCCGCGGCCAGUUGGAGUCUGGCCGACAUGCCAUCGUUGGCUCGCCUCCUCUCCAGACCCGGGCAGGAAGCAGGCGGCUCCGGUGGUCGCAUGCCUCCAGCUGACACUCCUGUCGCUGAGCAGCACAAUGCACCGUCUUCAGACGCGUCUGAUGCCGCGGCGGAGUGGGCCGGAGCCGAGGCU